AUGGGUUUGCCUUGGUAUCGUGUUCAUACCGUUGUAUUAAAUUAUCCCGACCGUUUACUUUCUGUCCAUAUAAUGCAUACAGCUCUGGUUGCUGGUUGGGCCGGUUCGAUGGCUUUAUAUGAAUUAGCAGUUUUUGAUCCCUCUGACCCUGUUCUUGACCCAAUGUGGAGACAGGGUAUGCUCAUUAUACCCUUCAUGACUCGUUUAGGAAUAACCAAUUCGUGGGGUGGUUGGAAUAUUACAGGAGGCACUAUAACAAAUUCGGGUAUUUGGAGUUACGAAGGUGUGGCCGCGACACAUAUUGUGUUUUCUGGCUUGUGCUUUUUGGCGGCUAUUUGGCAUUGGGUCUAUUGGGAUCUAGAAAUCUUUUGUGAUAAACGUACUGGAAAACCUUCUUUGGAUUUGCCAAAAAUAUUUGGAAUUCAUUUAUUUCUUGCAGGGGUGACGUGUUUUGGUUUUGGCGCCUUUCAUGUAACAUGA
This is a messenger RNA of Lathyrus sativus (Indian pea), 480 nucleotides long. The record is from the annotation of a GenBank genome assembly. NCBI's taxonomy places the organism in Eukaryota, Viridiplantae, Streptophyta, Magnoliopsida, Fabales, Fabaceae.